UACCAUUCCCUGAGCUACUUUCCACUUGAUUUCAUCAAACCCCCCUCGGUUUUUCACUCUGGGUUUUGUCAAAGGAAAGAUAUGGCCAUGGGUGUUUCUUUGGUGGUCUAUGUGUUGACAAUUUUGCUGCUUUGGGUUACUGCCCUUCGCGCAAUUCAGGACAGCUACGACGAGAGCUACUUCAAAUCGAUUCUCAGCUCGGCCAAAAGGGAUAAAGAUUGGCUAGUCUCAAUAAGAAGGGAAAUCCACGAGAACCCAGAACUCCGGUUCGAGGAACACAACACCAGUGCCCUCGUUCGUCAAGAACUCGACAGGCUCGGCAUCUCUUACACUUACCCACUUGCCAGAACCGGUUUGGUGGCUCAAAUUGGCUCCGGGUCUCGCCCUGUUGUUGCUCUUCGUGCCGACAUGGACGCCCUUCCUUUGCAGGAGCUAGUUGAGUGGGAGCAUAGGAGCAAAAUAGAUGGGAAAAUGCAUGGGUGCGGACACGAUGCUCACACAACUAUGUUGCUUGGUGCUGCUAAGUUGCUCAAUGAAAGGAAAUAUAGUCUUAAGGGAACUGUCAGACUUCUUUUCCAACCUGCUGAGGAGGGAGGUGCCGGUGCAUCUCACAUGAUAAAGGAAGGUGCUCUUGGUGAUGCUGAAGCGAUAUUUGGGAUGCACAUUGAUGCUACAACACCCACAGGAAUCAUAGCCACUGUUUCUGGGCCUGUACUGGCUGCUGCAUCAGUCUUUGAAGCAAGAAUAGAAGGAAAAGGUGGGCAUGCUGCAGCACCUCACAUUAGUGUGGACCCAAUACUUGCCGCAUCUUUAGCAAUUUUGGCAUUGCAACAGCUCAUCUCGAGAGAAGUAGAUCCCCUCGAAAGUCAAGUGUGUCCCUCUAACCUAUCUUUCUUUUCCAUAGGUGGGACGGCAUUGAAUGUAAUUCCCCCAUAUGUUGAGCUAGGGGGUACUUUAAGGAGUCUUACAACGGAAGGCUUGCACCAACUGCGACAUAGAGUGAAAGAGGUUAUCGAAGGACAAGCAGCUGUACACAGAUGCAUUGCGCAUAUCAAGAUGGACAGAGAAGAACAUCCGCCAUAUCCGGCUUGUGUGAAUGAUGAGGGCUUGCAUCAGCAUGUGAAGAGGACUGGCGGACUCGUGUUGGGUCCUGAGAACGUCAAGGUGGGCGACAAGGUGAUGGCGGGUGAGGACUUCGCCUUCUACCAAGAAUUGAUUCCUGGAGUCAUGUUUAGUAUCGGGAUAAGGAACGAGAAGGUGGGUUCCGUUCACUCCCCGCACUCUCCUCACUUUUUUCUCGAUGAGGAUGUCCUUCCGAUUGGGGCAGCAUUACACGCUGCUCUUGCUGAGACGUACAUAAAUGACCACCAAGAAUCUAUAUUGCUGUAAUGAUUUAAUGAAUCGAAGGUCGACACGGGCAAUUACUUAAGAUAUGAUACUACCAUGACUUCAACUUCAGUAUGUUAAUAAAAUGAAAAGAAAUUUGUUGUGCACAUUGGUAGGUUGAGAUGUACGCGAAGUUAGUGCAGGCUUAAUGGUUUCACAAUGUACCGUCGCAUUGUUAAGCAAUAUAUUCAAGUACCUUCUCUCUU
This is a messenger RNA of Rhododendron vialii, 1592 nucleotides long. RefSeq names its product IAA-amino acid hydrolase ILR1-like 3. Gene Ontology annotation, cellular component: endoplasmic reticulum. Gene Ontology annotation, biological process: auxin metabolic process. The record is from RefSeq and is a predicted model, not a curated record. NCBI's taxonomy places the organism in Eukaryota, Viridiplantae, Streptophyta, Magnoliopsida, Ericales, Ericaceae. Gene Ontology annotation, molecular function: IAA-Ala conjugate hydrolase activity. The transcript has 5 exons. Bases 82 to 1389 code for a protein of 435 amino acids.